Messenger RNA from Arachis duranensis, 1746 nucleotides. RefSeq lists its product as uncharacterized. Gene Ontology annotation, molecular function: zinc ion binding; nucleic acid binding. Lineage: Eukaryota; Viridiplantae; Streptophyta; Magnoliopsida; Fabales; Fabaceae. The coding region runs from base 1 to 1746 and encodes 581 amino acids. The transcript has a single exon. The record is from RefSeq and is a predicted model, not a curated record.
AUGGCCAAUAACAUGAAUCCCAACAUCGUGGCUUUCACUCUCACUGAAGGGCAAUCCAACAAUAGACCUCCCUACUUCAAUGGCAGCAACUACUCUUACUGGAAAGAAAGAAUGAGAAUCUUCGUGCAGUCGAUCGACUACAACAUCUGGAAGAUCAUUCUCAACGGCCCAGAUGUUCCUACCAAACAGAAUGCUGAUGGAGAAGUUGUGGCAAAGGAGGACAACGAAUGGACAGAUGAAGAAAAGAAGAAGGUUGAACUCAAUGCCAAGGCAAUCAACCUGAUGCACUGUGCAAUCAGUUUUGAAGAAUUCAGAAAAGUGUCAAGCUGUAAAAUAGUGAAAGAAAUCUGGGAUAAGCUCAGACUCACUCAUAAAGGCACUAAGCAAGUGAGGGAGACCAGAAUUGACAUGCUAAUGAAGGAGUAUGAAAUGUUCAGUGUGAAGGAAGAUGAGAGCAUUGAUCAAAUGUUCGAAAGGUUCUCAAUAAUCAUCAACAAUCUGGACGCCAUGGGAAGAAGCUACUCUGAAGAAACCUUAGUAAGAAAGAUUCUGAGGAGUCUUACUAAGAAAUGGGAAGUGAAAAGCACAGCCAUCUCUGAAAGGAAUGAUUUGAUCAAAAUCACCUAUGAUAAGCUGAGAGGCAAGCUGCUGGCUUAUGAAACCACUCACAUGUCUCAAGACAAACAUGACAAAAAGAAAAGUAUAGCACUAAAAUCAAGAAUGACAGCUCAAGGAGAAGAAUCUGAUGACAGUUUCUUAGAUGAAGAAAUGGUGCGCUUUGCAAGAAAAAUGAGAAGACUACUGAGAUACAAAAACAAAGGCAAAGGAAGCUCUUCAUCCAAAGAUGUCAAGAAAGAUCAAGUUAAGUUUACGUGCCAUCACUGCAAGGAACCUGGUCACUUCAAGUCAGAUUGCCCUCAACUUAAGAAAGGCGAAAAAUCCAAGAAAGACAAAAAGAAGGUGAUGAUGGCAACAUGGGAAGACCUGGAGAACGACACCAGCUCGGAGAGCUCUGAUCAAGAAGCUCAGCUAUGUUUGAUGGCAGACCAUGACGAUGAAAAUGAGGUAGAUCUUUCUGACUUAUCUAUUGAUGAACUACAAUACAUUAUCAAAGAUAUCUCUGUCAGUUCCAAGAAACUCUUGGACAAGUAUGCUAAAUGCAAGAAAGAAAAUGAGGCUUUGAGGAUUGAAAAUGAUCUUCUUUUGAAAAAGGUUAAGGCAAAUGAAACUGGAAAUGAAAAGCUUUUAAAAGAAGAAAACACUGCCUUGCGAGCUGAAUUAGAAAAAUUCAAGCUCAAGCAUGAAGUUACUGAUUCCACUUAUUUGAUUUUUGAAAACAAAAAGGUGAAUGAACAAAUAAAAAGUUUGAAUAAAGACUUAGCUAAGUUUAUUCAAGGUUAUCAAAAUCUGAACAAACUGCUUGCUAGUCAAAGGUUUGGUUCUGAAAAAUCAGGACUAGGGUUCAAAGAGGAAAGUAAGGCAGUUUUCAAACAAAACUUUAUAAAAUCUGAAGCCUCCUCUUCCAAGUUUUUCAAACCAAAAGGAUUCAGCAAACCUCAAAAAUCAGUGAGCAAGAAUCAGUGCAAUAGAAAUGGUCAUGAUCCUCCUCAAUGUUUCAUCUUUCCUAGGUCUUUUGGUAAUGAUAGUAAGUUAUAUAAAGUUAUUCAUGAUUUUAAUGCUCUUGGGCAAUCAAGAAGAUUUCACAUCAAAGGAUCCAAAUGGAUUUGGAUACCUAAGGUUAGUUGA